AUGAGUGCAGAAGUGGCUGUGUCUGAGGCUGCCGGCGGGGAGAUGGAGGCCCUGUGCUCGGAGCUGCUCCUGCCUACACCGGGAGAGGCAGGAGCUGUGGGAAGCCCUGGUGUGGCCAGCACCAGCCUGGCUGUGGCACCCCCGCUGACAGCCAGCCGGGACUUGCUGCUGGCAGAGGCGUCAAUGCCUGGGGAAGGGGCUCACGCUGAAGGAGGCAAUGUGGAAAUAUUCAUCGAAGCUGUGGCCGGCAACGUGACGCUGAGCAACACGGCCAAUGCCACAGAGGUGCUGGUCAAGGUGGUGGAGCUGUAUUUCUGCGAGAGGUGCGGCCAGAGCUUCCCAGAGGCCUCCCUGCUGUCCCAGCACCAGUGCCUGCUGCUGGCCCCCCCAGGGCACCUGGAGCUCCCUGGGGCGCUGUCGGCUUCUGCCAGCGAGGGCCAGAGUGAGCCAGAGGGCUCGGAGCCACCCGGAGCUGGUGCACAGCAGGGCUCUGCUCCCGAGCGCCUGCUGUGCCCCGUCUGCCACGAGGCGUUUGCACAGCCCGGCGAACUCAAGGAGCACUUCAAGACCCACCGCGCCCUGCCAGGAGCCCUGUCCUGCCCCGAGAAGGGCUGCCGCUUUGCCACGGAGGACCGCAAGCAACUGCGUGGCCACCUGCGCCGCCUGCACGGGGCCUCCCCCGUGUCCUGCGCCUACCGUGCCUGCCCCCUGCUCUUCCCCAGCCGUCCGGCCAUGGAGCGGCACCACCGCACCCACUUUCCCUUCCACUGCAGCCGCUGCGACUUUGUCACAGCCAAUGCCAAGCUCUUCUGGCAGCACAGGAAGGGCCACGCUGCGGAUCCCCCUGCAGAGACGCCCGCGACAGGCGGACCACCCGGCUCAACCCCCCACGGCCUCGAGCAGCGCUGCGUCCUGCCGUCGGCAGCAGCAGAAGGGCAGGAGGAGGCAGGGAAUUGCCACCCUGGCUGGGAAGCCACCACAGCGGAAGCCAGGCUGGCAAAGCCCGCAGGCACCAGGGAGGGCUCCUUGGAGGGGCAGAAGGUGUCAGCUGGAGAAGAGGAGUUGGACAGCGGCGGGGACGAGUCACCCGAGGAGGAUGGCGAGAGCCCCUGCGAAGGCGAGGCCAAAGAGGACGGGAAGGCAGCUCCCAAGAAAGCCAGAGUGCCGCGGGCACAGCCCUUCAAAGGGGACGUCGCAGAGGGCUCCGAGUACCUCUACAAAACCCACAUGUGCCCCGAAUGCAAGCGAUGCUUCAAGAAGCGGACGCACCUGGUGGAGCACCUCCACUUGCACUUCCCUGACCCCAGCCUGCAGUGCCCCAACUGCCACAAGUACUUCACCAGCAAAAGCAAGCUGAAAAUCCACAUGAUGCGGGAGACGGGCGAGAAGGCCCACCGCUGCCCGCUCUGCCACUACAGCUCAGUGGAGAAGAAUGCCCUCAACCGCCACAUGGCCAGCAUGCACGAGGACAUCUCUAACUUCUACUCCGAUGUUUACUCCUGCCCCGUCUGCGAGGAGAAGUUUCGGCUCAGCCAGGCCCUCAAAGAGCACUUGAAGACUCACAAAGCCGAGCCCAAGAGGCUGAGCUGCUUCCAGGGGGGUUGCAACUACUGUGCGGAGGACCGGAAGGAGUUUGUCCGUCACCUCAAGGAUGCUCACGGCAUCAAGGCAGUGGAGUGCAAGUACCACGCCUGCUCGCUGCUCUUUGGCACGGCCGAGGCCAUGGAGGCUCACCGAAAAACCCACUACGCCUUCCACUGCCAGCAGUGCGACUUCAUCUGCUCCAACAAGCAUGUUUUCCGCAAGCACAAGAAGCAGGGACACCCGGGCAGCGAGCAGCUCCAGUGCAGCUUCUGCCCCUAUGCCACUUUCAACCCCGUGGAGUUUCAUGACCAUGUGGGCAAGAUGCACGCCAACGAGAAGAUCCACAAGUGCACCGAGUGCGCCUUUGCCACCGCGCACAAGAGGGUGCUCAUCCGGCACAUGCUGCUGCACACCGGAGAGAAACCUCACAAGUGUGAGCUCUGCGACUUCACGUGCCGGGAUGUGAGCUACCUGUCCAAGCACAUGCUGACCCACUCCAACGACAAGAACUUCAUGUGCACCGAGUGCGGGUACAUCACCAAGUGGAAGCACUACCUGAACGUCCACAUGCGCAAGCACACCGGAGAUCUGCGGUACCAGUGCAACCAGUGCUCCUACCGUUGCCACCGUGCCGACCAGCUGAGCAGCCACAAGCUGCGGCACCAGGGCAAAAGUCUGAUCUGCGAAGUGUGCGGCUUCGCUUGUAAGCGCAAGUACGAGCUGCAGAAGCACAUGCAGGCGAAGCACUCACAGAACUACCAAGUGCCCAUCUUCCAGUGCCAGUACUGCACCUACCAGACCAAGUACAAGCAGGCGCUGCUGAACCAUGAGAACUGCAAGCACACCAAGCAGAAGGAAUUUCGCUGCGCCCUCUGCUCCUACUGCACCUUCAGCAACACCAGCCUCUUCUUCCACAAGCGUAAGAUUCAUGGCUACGUCCCCGGUGACAAGGACUGGCUAGAAAACUAUGCCAGCAAGGAGCUGGAGAUCAGCUCAUCCGAGGCGCUCUUCAGCUACGAGCUCGGCACAGCCCUGCGUGUGGAUGCCAGCUCCCCCCUUGCCGGCAAGGAGCAGUGGGCAAAGGCGAAGCCGUCCCAGCUGGAGUCCCAGGGGGAAGAGGGCUACCAGCAAGCAUUUGUGGUGGCCCUCCUUGGGCAGGGUGCCCCUCCGCUGGAGAGCGGUGGCGAGGCGGAGGGAGGUGUGGGCAAGGGGGAGCAGAGCCGUCCCACUGCCGGCGAUACCCUUGGAGAUGACUGCGUGCAAGGAGAUGCUGCCGCAGGCUCGACUGAGCUCGCUGCUUCUGGGGACGUGGUGGAGAGCUGCACAUUGCACUUGGAGGCGCUGAAUGUCUCGUCUGGCCCCCUCCUGGAGCAUUUGACUGGAGAAGCCUGCAUGGCACAGCCGAAGAGCAUGGAAAUGCUGUCCUGCAAGGAGCCUCCCACAGCCUACGAGAUGCUGGGCUCCCAGGAUGACCUUGGCUUGGAGGACAAUGACAAUACGCUCGAAGAUAUCCCGGACUUUGAGGAAGAAGAGGCAGAUGUACAGGAGGAUGAGGCAGCGAGGCUGGAGGACAGGGUAGCAGCAGGAGACAGCCAGGGAAAAGACUCCCUACAGCAAGCCACGGGCCACCUCGAGGGGUCAUGCUCAGACCACCACAAGCUGGUGGCAGACACCGAGAUGAGAGAGACCAGCCAAGCCGAGCUGCCGGAGGCCUGGCUCAGUGUGCUGAAGACAGCUGAGCAGAGCCACCCGCCUGUCCCAGAGGACGUGGCCACCUCUGAUGAUGACGCCAGAGGCGGCUCGGAGUCAGUGCUGAAGGCACUGCGGAAGCAGGACAAGGAGCAAGCGGAGACGCUGGUGCUGGAGGGCAGGGUGCAGAUGCUGGUGGUGCAGUCAGAGAGCCAGAUCUUUAAGUGUGAGAAGUGCUCGUACAUCACGCGGAAGGAGAAGUCCAUGUCCCUGCACUCCAAGGCCAGCUGCCAGAGCCGCCGGGCCCCGCUCGUGUGCCGUGAGUGCGGUGCCAGCUUUAAGCAGCAAAGGGGGCUUAACACCCAUCUCCUCAAGAAGUGCCCGGUCCUCCUGAAGAAGAACAGGAUCCUCAGACCAGCUGGUCAGGAGCCACCUGGGUUGUGCCAACCUGCUGACCCUCCUGGUGAUAACGGUACAGAAACGGCAGAGAGCGAGAGGGGAGGCUUGGAGGAGUCUGGGCAUGCUGAGAGCCCCUGGGAAGCUGAACUGCUGCCUGAUAAAACGCAGGCAGCAGGCAGUCCUUUGGCUGGGGAACGGGCCUCGGGCUGUCCUGCCCUUGAGAAAUCCCUGCUGGGUGACAGCACAGAGUUGGCAGAAGAGCCUCCCCAGCAAGCAGCUGGAGCUGCUUGUCCCCCCCAGCUUGGGAAACCCUUGGAGAAAUACCGGCUGGAGGGAGGGAAGCUGCACUGCAAUGCCUGCUCCUUCGUGUGCUCCCGUGUCUCCACCAUCACCUCCCACGUGGAGGACGGGUGCCGGAGCCUGGAGCAGUUCUGGUGCUCCCUGUGCCCUGAGGCCUUCCGCUCCCGGCGGGCCCUCAAGAGUCACUGUGCCGAGAAGCACAUCGUGCAUCCUGAGGAGGAUGGACCCCAAAGCACCGAGCUCCCUGAAGGGGACCCAGCCAGUGUUGAGACGGGCCAGCCCAGUGAGCCCCCCCUGAAUGCAGCCCCCCCAAAAUCCACCCUGCCCAAGAGAAGGCGUUUCUCCUGCCCCACCUGCCCCUUCACCUGCCACCAGGAACGGGCCAUGAAGACGCACAAGAAGAGGGGCUGCGUGGCUCUGGGCGAGUUUCGCUGCACCUCCUGCCCCUUCACCUCCAAGGUGGCCAAAGCCCUGCGGCUGCACCGUAAGCUGCACCGCAAGCACUACAGCAAGCGGCCACAGCUGCAGUGCCGCCAGUGCGAUUUCACCUGCAAGCAAGCCCGCUGCCUGCGGCAGCACAUCCGCAUCAAGCACGAAGGGGUGAAACCGCACAAGUGCCGCUACUGCGAGUUCAGCACCACGCGGCGCUACCGCCUGGAGGCCCACCAGUCCCUGCACACCGGCGUGGGGCGCAUCGCCUGCGGCAUCUGCAGCCAGACCUUCGGCACCAACUCCAAGCUGCGCAUCCACCGCCUGCGGGUGCACGAGAAGACGCCCACCCACUUCUGCCCGCUCUGUGACUACAGCAGCUACCUGCAGAACGACAUCACCCGCCACGUCAACAGCUGCCACCGCGGCGAGCUCAACUUCGGCUGCUCCCGCUGUGAGGCUCGCUUCAGCUCCGAGACGGCCCUCAAGCAGCAUGUCCUGCGGCGGCACGAGGAGAAGGUGUCCUACGGCUGCCCGCGCUGCGGCUUCGUGUGCCACAGCGAGGCCACGCUCAAGUGCCACGUGCAGAAGCAGCACCCGCACCUGGAGUGCAGCACCUGCAAGGAGACCUUCCCCACCCGGGAGGCGCUGGAGGAGCACAAGACGCAGCAUUUCAGCCACCGCUGUGAGCUGUGCAGCUUUGCAGCCAAGGAGCGGCAGCAGCUGGUGCGGCAUUACGUGGAAAGCCACGAGCCGGCCGCCCCCCAGGACAAACCCCUGCGGUGCCCCUUCUGCGACUUCGCCUGCUGCCACCAGCUCGUCUUCGACCAGCAUAUGAAGGGCCAUGGGGGCACCCGCGUGUACAAGUGCUCGGACUGCGAGUACACCACCAAGAACAGGCAGAAGAUCACAUGGCACAUCCGCAUCCACACUGGCGAGAAGCCCUACAAGUGCCACCUCUGUAAAUACGCCUGCGCCGACCCCUCGCGUCUCAAGUACCACAUGCGGAUCCACAAGGAGGAGCGGAAAUACCUCUGCCCUGACUGUGGCUACAAGUGCAAGUGGGUGAACCAGCUCAAGUACCACAUGACGAAGCACACGGGCCUGAAGCCGUACCGCUGCGAUGAGUGCGAGUACCGCACCAACCGGGCAGAUGCCCUGCGGGUGCACAAGGAGACGCGGCACCGGGAGGCCCGCUCCUUCAUCUGCGAGCAGUGCGGCAAGGCCUUCAAGACCCGCUUCCUCCUCAAGACCCACCUCAAGAAGCACAGUGAGGAGAAGCCCUACGUCUGCAACGCCUGCGGGCGAGCUUUCCGCUGGGCGGCCGGCCUGCGCCACCAUUACCUGACCCACACCAACGAGCACCCCUUCUUCUGCCGCUACUGCCCCUACAAGGCCAAGCAGAAGUUCCAGGUCAUCAAACACAUCCAGCGGCAUCACCCCGAGCGUGGGGCUGGGGACCCCGGCCAGGGGGUGGGCAAGGACCCCAGCACGCCCACCGUCCACCUCCACGCUGUGCAGAGGGAGAGGCGGGCCGAGGGGCCCCCCGGGACCGAGCAGGAAGGAGGGUGCCCCGUGGAGAAGGAUGGCGCUUCGCAGUGA
This is a messenger RNA of Nipponia nippon (crested ibis), 6003 nucleotides long. The record is from RefSeq and is a predicted model, not a curated record. NCBI's taxonomy places the organism in Eukaryota, Metazoa, Chordata, Aves, Pelecaniformes, Threskiornithidae.